Mugil cephalus (flathead mullet) is the source of this 1792-nucleotide messenger RNA. It is a transcript of the gene lmx1a, whose product is annotated as LIM homeobox transcription factor 1, alpha. The record is from RefSeq and is a predicted model, not a curated record. Gene Ontology annotation, biological process: neuron differentiation; regulation of transcription by RNA polymerase II. Gene Ontology annotation, cellular component: nucleus. Lineage: Eukaryota; Metazoa; Chordata; Actinopteri; Mugiliformes; Mugilidae. The transcript has 9 exons. Bases 235 to 1335 code for a protein of 366 amino acids. Gene Ontology annotation, molecular function: RNA polymerase II transcription regulatory region sequence-specific DNA binding; DNA-binding transcription factor activity, RNA polymerase II-specific.
GACAUCCUAAAUAGUCAAUAACUGUGGACUCAGAGAGGUCGUCGGAAGCACUGAGGAGAAACUUUGAUGCGCUGCUCUCUGAUCUGAUCUGAUCGGAUCUGAUCUGCGCAGCAAGUUGCAGCAGGACUUUACGCGCCGGAGAUGCUCUGAGAAGAAGAACUCCAAGUGUGUGACCAAAGUACUUUUCUGCCGCCAGGAAUCUCUCAUUUAACCGUGUUUCUUCAGAGAAGUGCAAUGGUGGAUAUACCGGUUAUAUCCUUAGAUGUGGAUCGGCGGGCAGUGUGUGCCGGAUGCCAGCGGCUGAUCAGAGACAGAUUCCUGCUCAGAGUCACUGACGGCCUCUGGCACGAGGAGUGUGUGCGGUGCGCAGCGUGUGGGGAAGCGCUCAGGAACUCCUGCUUUCUGCGGGACAGCAAACUUUACUGCAAGCGGGACUAUGCCGAUCUAUUUGCAGUGCGCUGUGGGGGCUGUGCCGAGGCCAUCUCUCCUGCAGAGCUGGUGAUGCAUGCAGGGGCCUCUGUGUUCCACCUGCGCUGCUUCACCUGCAGUGUUUGUUCCUGCCGCCUGCAGACUGGAGACCGUUGCAUCCUCAGGGAGGGACGGCUACUGUGCGCCAGAGAGGACUACCACCGGUGUUUGGCCAGUCCUUCGUCUUCUGACACAGGUAAAAGUGAUGAAGAUGAAGAAGAGGAGGAGGAAUGUGGGCGGGUUACGGGCAGACGAGUCAGAUCAGAAGACGUGGAGAGCAAACGUCCCAAAAGGCCUCGCACUAUCCUGACCACCCAACAGAGACGGACUUUUAAAGCUUCCUUUGAGGUGUCCUCCAAACCUUGCCGAAAGGUAAGGGAGACCUUGGCAGCAGAGACUGGCCUGAGCGUGCGGGUUGUGCAGGUCUGGUUCCAGAACCAAAGAGCCAAAAUGAAGAAGCUGGCCAGGAGACAGCAGCAGCAGGAGCAGCAGCAGCAGCAGACACAGGAGCAGUGUGAACACCCGUCACAUCACACAGCGCCCUCUUGUGGCAGUUUGGCCACUGAGAUGAAGCACCUGGGGUCCUCUUAUGCCCACAUUCAGCAGCAGCAGCAGCAGCAGCAGAUGGGACUCACCACACUGGAGCAGCAGGACUGGGACACAGACCCCUUCAGACAGGGCCUGACCCCGCCACAGAUGCCAGGGGAUCACAUGCACCCUUAUGGUUUUAAAGGUUUGUACGGUGACAUGGACAGAGACCCCCUGUGUCACAUGGCUGACAGCGACUGCCUCUCUCUGGGUGACUCCUCUCCGCUCACUCCUAUUGAUCGCCUCUACUCCAUGCAGGACUCAUACUUCACCUCCUGAGGGUGCAUGAUGGUGUAUGUUCCCCAAUCUGUAAUGGCCACAUCAUUUAUCUCUGGAGUGUUAUAAGUUAUGAAAGCACAUGUAAAAUGUCGAAAGGGGACAUGUGCACUGUGAUACCAUGCAAUAUACUGUAUUCACCUCUAUACAAACUUGAUUACACUACUGCCUCUUAAGCUUUACAACCCCUCUGUACAAUGGAGGCUCUGUCAAGUCUCUUGUGUACUGUGAGCAUGAUACUGUCGGACCUCUCUCGCUAAGUUUGAAUGUUAGAUCAUGAGAGCAUAACUGCAUCUACUCGUGUAAAUAGCUGUUUGGGUGUGCAUUUGUAUUUAUUGUCACAAUGUGUGUGUAUGCCGUUCAUCUCGAAUGAAUCAAGACUAUUCAAAAAAGAAUAAAAUAAUGACUGUAACUGAUGUAAAGCACAGGCUGAUGAGUAUGAAGACGGGGCAUUCAUGCU